ACCGAAAUUCGCAAGUUCUUUUUUUUUACUUCCGUGUCCCUGCCUCUGAGAUGUUUCUCACUACUGUAAAUGUUUGUUGUGCGUGGUUUGUGUUUUAGUGGGAUCGAGACAAUGGAGAUUUUACUGAAGAUACUUUGUGUUGGACUUGCUGUCAUUCCAGUGUCCUGUUUCGUUAACCUUGCACAAAUGACGGAAUAUGGAGGUCAGGCCUCCCAAAGUUCAACAUAUCCCGAUCAGCCCUGGACUGCAGACAAAGCAGUGGACGGAUACCUUCAGCAUGAUAACAAUGAAUCUACCUGUAGUUUUACUAAGGACUUUACAUCACCAACAGCAUGGUGGAAAUUUUCUUGGAGGAAAACAGCAAACGUUGCAUACUUGGAGAUUUAUUUUAGGAAUAGAUCUGCCGGUGUACAUGUCGGGUUUUCCGUUUUCGUCUUCAAUUACCCUGGUUUUACUCCAACGUCAUAUUCUCCCAAUAAAGUAUUUACUCAGGGAUCAUCACCGUGUCCUACCCCUGUUCUGAAUGUCACAGUCAAUAAAGCUACCACAGGGAUAGCGCUGUUCAACACGAAGAAACCGCCUGUAGUAACAAACUGUAAAGGAUAUCGAUAUGGUCAUCCAUAUGCUACCAUUGAAACAUGUGAAGUCAAAAUAAUGGGUUGCCCGUAUGGACAUUUCGGCGAAAACUGCUCACGAUGUGGACUUUGUCAGGACAGAUUGUGUGACGUAUUUAACGGAUCCUGUAUCCAGGGAUGCAGUACCCACGUGAUGGAUCCUCCUCUCUGUAUCCAUUGUAAGAAUGGUUUUUAUGGAAGAAACUGUAGAGAGACCUGUGGGAAAUGUCGUACCAGAACACGUUGUGAUGACGUCACGGGCACCUGUCCAGCAGGAUGUCAAGAUCACUGGUCCGGGCCUAAGUGUGACAUGUGUCAGGACGGUGUUUACGGGUCUGACUGCACAUUACCGUGUGGACAAUGUAGACACGGAUCAGACUGUGAGAAGACAACCGGUAUUUGUACAGAGGGGUGUCAGGGGAAGUGGAGUGGAACCAAAUGUGACGCAAGAAUCGAAAAUUGUAGAAAACAAAAUUAAACGACGUUCCAGUUGAACGGAAACUGUUUUCAAGAUUAGUUCAGACGUGUACAGAUUUAAGUAAGAUAGUCCAGACGUGUACAGAUUUAAGUAAGAUGAGUUCAGACGUGUACAGAUUUAAGUAUUUGAUAUCAUGCCAGUAUGUUUCAAUGAAAUGUAUAUGAUUAUUAGUGAUCUGACGAACGUAUUAAAACAAUGGCCUAGUUCGAUCAUCAACAACAGUGAUUAAAGUUGAACAAAAGAACGAUUGAACUGACUUUGGUCGAAACCAGGAGGGGUGUCACGGCGCGUGUCUGGUCUACCAAACAGCAACCUAUGCUUACACAAUGGUGGAACUGUGAUAACCAGACAUGUGUACUGAAGUUCUGGAAACAAGCUAAUGUGUAAUGAAGUUUCGGAGAUGAACUAGACAACUAACAAGGAUGAUGAUUACAUUAGGCCAAUAAUGUAUGGUCCCAGCAUACCAUUACUGUUCUAACAAGGGAAGCUGAUUCGAUAUGUGGUGUAAACAUGAUUUAUCGCUUGUUUUGUGUUAAACCUCCAUUAAUAGAUAUUGUCUUAUCUUACAUGUACCUAAAACAUAAAUGUAUAAAGCUAAAAUAAAAAUUGC
This is a messenger RNA of Ostrea edulis (European flat oyster), 1702 nucleotides long. Its product is annotated as multiple epidermal growth factor-like domains protein 11. Bases 70 to 1092 code for a protein of 340 amino acids. The transcript has 7 exons. The record is from RefSeq and is a predicted model, not a curated record. NCBI's taxonomy places the organism in Eukaryota, Metazoa, Mollusca, Bivalvia, Ostreida, Ostreidae.